GUCAGAUGUCGCUAGCGCUGCUUCCUAAAGUCAUGGCGGAAUAGUUCUAAUAAUUCAACGAUUUAUUCAUAAUUCGUGGGUAGAUUUGUUAUUAUUACCGGUGUCGAAAUAUUAAACGCUUAUCCUGUUCGUAUUCGUAUAGUGAGAGUCUAAUAAACGUUCGUCCGACACCUUACUCAAAUAUUGCCAACAUUGUUGAAAAGUAAUUUCAGUGGUAAAUAUUCGCCAAAUAUUUAAUACAGAGCCGCUCGAAUAUAUUUAUUACGUUUAGCAUGACGCAAUAGGUACUACCGACGUCAAAAUAUUUAGCGCUGCAUAGACAGACGGUGGUUAUGAACGAAGGUUCCCCAAUAAUGUAUCAUGGGAACGGCUACGGAGGAGGAGUGUAUAUGGUCCCUGGCCAGAUAGACAGGUCACGGCAGUAUCCCUUGGAGAUGCUCCAAGUGCUAAGCAGCGCUGGGCGCGGCAACGGUGAGCACGGGCAGGGAGCGCCGCGGCGGUGGCAGGCGCGCCGAGAGCGACAGCCCAGCAACAAGGACAAUACCGCCUUUAGCUACGACUCUGAUGACUCCAGUUUAUCUAGCAAUGCGUCUGGAUCGAAUAAAUCUAGUGAAAAGGGUGAGGGCAGUUCCCGGGCAGAGCGCAGCGCUGUGCAGACGGCGGGAGGCGCAGCGCCCGUGCAGCAGCAGCAACGAGAAUGGCGUGCGAGGCCAAAGCGAGACUUCCGUCCCCGCAGGAUCCCCCUCGAGCGUUUCGCCACCGCCGCAUAUCCUUCACAGAUUAAGUUCACACCCGAUGAUUUACUUAAUGGAUCAAAGUGGGAUUCCCUGUCACAAGAGAUUUGGGACAAGUUCAUGAAGUCGCAGCAGACGGACGAAACAUUCAGGAAGAAAAUGAACUUGUGGCGCUACUUGAGCAUGGCCAUCAGGUCAAUGUUCCCCCGCUACUCGCUGUACGUGGUGGGCUCCACAAUGUCGGGCUUCGGGCUGGACAACUCGGACAUGGAUCUGUGCCUGCACGUGCGCGCGCACCAGCACGUGGAUGCGCGCGCGCAGGCCCUGCUGCAUCUCAACUACCUGCUCGACUACAUUCGCACCUUCGACUCGGGUGCGGAACUGAUCCACGCCAAGGUGCCGAUCCUGAAGUUCCGCGAUGUGCGCAACGGCCUCCAGGUCGACCUCAACUGCAACAACGUCGUCGGCAUUCGCAACACCGACAUGCUCAUAUACUUCUCCAGACUGGACUGGCGCGUGCGGCCGCUGGUGACUGUGACCAAGUUGUGGGCGCGCGCACAUCGCAUCAACGACGCGCGUCGCCGCACGCUCUCCUCCUACGCGCUCACCCUCAUGGUCAUACACUACCUGCAGUGUGGUACGAACCCGCCCCUGCUGGUGCGACCGGAGGCGGCUCACGAGCGGCGCGCGCACCACAACCGCGCCACUCUCGCCGAACUCUUCCUGCACAUGCUCAAGUACUAUGCGGACUUCCCAUAUGAACAAAUGGCGAUAUCGGUCCGCGUGAAGAGACUGCCGCUGGCGGAGUGCCGCGUGCACGACCCUCAUCAGUGGAAGUGGCUCUGCGUGGAAGAACCAUUCGACUUGUCGAACACUGCGCGCUCUGUGUACGACCCGGAGAUGUUCGAGAAGAUAGUGUCGACGUUCAGGGAGAGCUACAAGCGGCUGUCGGUCGGGCUGCGGCUGGCGGACGCGUGGCCCGCUGACCGAUGAUGGCCGCCCGCCAGUGUACUGUGUCGCAGUGUCAGUGUUAGCGGCCCGAGCCCGUGCCCCGGUGUACUGUGUCACAGUGUCAGUGUUAGCGGCCCGAGUCCACGCCCCGGUGUACUGUGUCACAGUGUCAGUGUUAGCGGUCCGAGCCCGUACCCCGGUGUACUGUGUCACAGUGUCAGUGUUAGUGGUCCGAGCCCGUACCCCGGUGUACUGUGUCACAGUGUCAGUGUUAGUGGUCCGAGCCCGUACCCCGGUGUACUGUGUCACAGUGUCAGUGUUAGCGGCCCAAGUCCACGCCCCGGUGUACUGUGUCACAGUGUCAGUGUUAGCGGCCCGAGUCCACGCCCCGGUGUACUGUGUCACAGUGUCAGUGUUACCGGCCCGCCCUAUCGCCUCCCAGUGUCAGCGAUCGCCAAAUUAUCUGUAUCGGUCAAUGCGGACUCUGAAACCUGUGGUACAAUUUCUGAUGGAGUUACACAUUUAUGUUUCCGAAGAUAUAGUACCAUAAAUAUUGUCGUGCUAAAUUGGCCACAACACGACCUGUGAUUGCUAUCACUGGACAUAUAUCAUUGGACAGCGCUGGUGACGGGCACCGGAGCCGAUCAGGUAUCGUAACCUCCCUGGCUGUGAUAAGCGACUGAUGUCCUUAUGAGUAAGUCAUAGAGUAAGUGUUGUAAUUGUACUUAUGUCUUUGACAUGACUUAUUAAAGUUGGAACAAAUAUUAUCAAAUAAUUAAAAAAUCCAUCGUAUAAAUAGUGUGACUAAAUUUCCUAUCAAAAUAACGCGGACAUACACAUAAUGCUAUUUUGAAUAUUAACAUCAUGGUGUGGUAUUUUGAAAGGGCAUUUAGUUACAUUCCAAAAUGGACUCCUUGUCGUAAAAAUUUUAGUGAAUAGCCACAGCUGGACUACUAGUUCCUAAUGUUAUAGUCAAAGUAACACAACUCCACUAUUCCAGCCACUGAUAACGGGUUGCGUAUUUUAGUUUAAUAUUUUAUAUUGUACAUAGAGCAAAUGCCACUAUGAAAAUUAUAUGUUUGAACCCAUAGUGCCAUAUUAUUAAGGUAUAUUCACAUAACUUAUUUAGGACUGGCAUCACUUGUGCAUUUAAUGAUAAAUCUUUGGAUAAGGUCGAGGAAACUCUGGCUGUAGUCGAAAUGUGGGAUGUUCCGCUGAAAGACAUUGUUGGGAACAGAGUGAAGUUGUUGAUGUGCUUCUUACAUAUUCAUUGUGCAACUCGCUUCACUGAAUUUAGAUAAUCCCAAAUAUAUAUCUAUGAUUUCAAUCCUCAAAAC
Papilio machaon (common yellow swallowtail) is the source of this 3022-nucleotide messenger RNA. Its product is annotated as poly(A) RNA polymerase gld-2 homolog A. The record is from RefSeq and is a predicted model, not a curated record. Gene Ontology annotation, molecular function: poly(A) RNA polymerase activity. NCBI's taxonomy places the organism in Eukaryota, Metazoa, Arthropoda, Insecta, Lepidoptera, Papilionidae. Bases 333 to 1727 code for a protein of 464 amino acids. Gene Ontology annotation, cellular component: cytosol. The transcript has 10 exons.